Messenger RNA from Octopus bimaculoides (California two-spot octopus), 980 nucleotides. Its product is annotated as U7 snRNA-associated Sm-like protein LSm11. Lineage: Eukaryota; Metazoa; Mollusca; Cephalopoda; Octopoda; Octopodidae. Gene Ontology annotation, cellular component: U7 snRNP. The record is from RefSeq and is a predicted model, not a curated record. Gene Ontology annotation, biological process: mRNA 3'-end processing by stem-loop binding and cleavage. Gene Ontology annotation, molecular function: U7 snRNA binding.
UCAUGGCAGCUUUGUUAGAAACGACAUGGCGGAAAAAUCUGAAGAUGUCGAAGGAGAACUGGAUUUUGAGUCGCCCAACUUUAAUGCACUUCUUGCUUUACGCCUAGGAAAUGUUACAGUUCCAUAUCCUAAUAUAAAGACACUUAAUAACUUGGCUGAGUACCGUUCACUUGUCACUCGUACAUCAGCGGUUAAGAAACACGCUGCCUCCACCAGCACCGACAGCAACCAAUCUCAGAAAACUGAUGAUGAAAACAAAACGAAAGCUGGUCAAGCGGUUCCUGCAAAUGAACCAGACCUGACAUCUGAAGAACCUGUAGAUAAACAACAAUCUAGACAUAAAAGAAAUCUCUUCACUCGUAUGGAAACUCAUGAUCAAGUUGGCCCCUUAUCUUUACUAAGACGCUGCGUAUAUGAGAAACAUCGAGUAAAAGUAUGGACGAGAAGUGCUGGUUAUAUACGUGGAUUCUGUCAAGGGUUUAUUGUGGCCUAUGAUAAACACUUGAAUAUGGCGAUGAUAGAUGUCGAUGAAACAUUCCGCAAACCUAUUUAUCCUACAAAACGAAAAAGAGAUAUCAAGGUUUUCCCAAUUGUUCCUUCAACUAGUCCAGGUAACUCAGAUGAUGACAACAGUGACGACGACGACUGCAAUUACCUUGAAGAUGAAGAAGACUCAAGUGAGGAACUUAACGUCAGAACAUUCAGUGAACUAACAAAGCAGAGACAUGACGAACGUUGUGGGAAGAUCAAGCAAGAUGUGACUGUUGCAUUACCAGGUUCAAAACUGCCUGUUGUGUGUUUGUCCUCAAGAAUCGAACCAUGUUUAGUAUAUAACAGACUAAAGACUAAAGUUUGUCAGCGCCAUGUGAACCAGUUAUUUAUUCGAGGUGAUAGUGUUGUGUCUGUAGCAAUUGCAAACUGACUUCAAGUUUAGAUUUAUUUACAAAAUCAUUGUUGCAUUAAAAAAAUCAAAUGUAAAA